Molecule: messenger RNA, 996 nt
Organism: Argentina anserina (silverweed cinquefoil)
Lineage: Eukaryota; Viridiplantae; Streptophyta; Magnoliopsida; Rosales; Rosaceae
Product: GTP-binding protein YPTM2-like
Exons: 8
Coding region: 100-708 (202 amino acids)
Biological process (GO): vesicle-mediated transport
Cellular component (GO): Golgi apparatus
Molecular function (GO): GTP binding; GTPase activity
Source: RefSeq, a predicted model, not a curated record
UCUCCUUCUCCUUCGAUCGUUAAACAUUCCAUUUACGUUAGCACCCACUUGUUGGAAACAGAAAGCUCUGAAACUCAUUCCUCGUCGAUCAUUCAAGUCAUGAUUCCUGAAUAUGAUUAUCUUUUCAAACUUCUGCUCAUUGGAGAUUCUGGCGUUGGCAAGUCUUGCCUUCUUUUGAGAUUUGCGGAUGAUUCUUACAUUGACAGCUACAUAAGUACCAUUGGUGUUGACUUUAAAAUUCGAACAGUGGAGCAGGACGGCAAGGUUGUGAAACUUCAAAUUUGGGACACAGCUGGUCAAGAACGUUUCAGAACAAUCACAAGCAGCUACUACCGCGGUGCACAUGGCAUUAUUCUUGUCUAUGAUGUCACCGAUCAAGAAAGCUUCAACAAUGUGAAGACCUGGCUGCAAGAAAUCGAUAAAUUUGCUGUUGGAAAUGUGAACAAGCUGUUGGUUGGAAAUAAGUGUGACUUGGCUGACAAGAAAGUGGUGUCUUCUGAAGCCAGCAAGGCAUUUGCAGAUGAGCUAGGAAUUCCUUUCUUGGAAACAAGUGCCAAGAACUCUACCAAUGUAGAGCAUGCAUUCAUGACUAUGGUUACAGAGAUAAAGAAUAGGAUUGCUACUCAACCGAUGAGUGCUAACAAGCCAUCCACUGUGCAUAUGCGUGGACAGCCAGUUAAUCAAAAGACCAGUUGUUGCUCAUCUUGAAUCCGAGGAGAGGAUGAACUUGUUCUUGAUAAUGGUGGGAAGUUCCACCGGCUUCAGACCAGAGAAAAACACACAAGUUACACAGGCUUGCAGAAACAUGCUGCUUCGCAUUCAAUCGCUAUUCAACUGCGUGCCUCCUAUAGAAGAUUCGACUAUUGCUGUACCUGGUUCUCAUUAUUUUCUUGAUAUAGUGAUUUUGAGAAAUCCUUUGAAUAAUUUUACCACAAUGUAAUAGUUCAAUUAUAAACAUUUAUUUGAUAGACUAAUCCCUUAGUUGAAUUGACUUGC